Molecule: messenger RNA, 1983 nt
Organism: Leptomonas pyrrhocoris
Lineage: Eukaryota; Euglenozoa; Kinetoplastea; Trypanosomatida; Trypanosomatidae
Product: putative amino acid transporter aATP11
Exons: 1
Coding region: 60-1487 (475 amino acids)
Biological process (GO): amino acid transmembrane transport
Molecular function (GO): amino acid transmembrane transporter activity
Source: RefSeq, a predicted model, not a curated record
AGAGCCUCAGCAACAUUUAAUCUGUUACUUCCUUUUACCGUUCUUUUUACAGCCACAGGAUGAGCGAGGUACCCGUUAACAACAAACCGUUGGGUGGAGCCCACAACGACGUUCGCCGCGACUCCGAAACCUAUGAAUACGACAAUGUCGGCCCCGGAGAACGCGACUGCGAUAAACCGACAGCUUCUGGCAUCGAAGAUGGCAAGAUGGAAAUCAAUGGCGAUGACAAAGCCCAUGACAGCGACUUGCGCACGAUACGUAAACUCCUGCAGAUAAUGAUUCCCUACGGCGGCAUGCUGUCGACUGGUUUCAACAUGGCCUCGACCUCCAUUGGUGCCGGCAUUCUCGGCUUGCCUGCUGCAUUUCACAGCGUUGGCAUCAUCAUGGCCACCGUGUACCUCGUGCUCAUCACUGCCGAGACCAUCUACUCGACGCGUCUCCUCGUGCAAGUCUCGGAGAGAACCGGCCUGCGUUCGUUUGAGGAGAUGGCGAGGCAGCUGCUGCAUCCGCGUGCGGACAUCGUGGUCGCCAUUCUCCGCGCCUUGCACACCAUCGGUUGUUCUGUUGCCUACGUUGUGACAAUCGGUGAUCUGCUGAGGCCCAUCCUCGCGUCUUUCGACUCCACUCCCGCAUUUCUUCGUGAGACGAAGGGAAUCCGUCUCCUGCAGUCAGGUUUCUGGCUCGUGUUCAUGCUUCCGCUUGUCUUUCAACGCCAGAUUAAUUCUCUCCGUUACGUCUCUGCGGUUGGCAUCCUCUUCAUUCUAUACUUUGCCGUUGUGGUUGUCGUGCACAGCGCGAUGAACGGCAUGAGCGCCAACCCGCGGCCGGCUGUGCGCCUCGUGAACACCGGCAACACCGCACUGGAGGGUCUUGGUGUUAUCAUCUUCUCUUACAUGUGCCAAAUCAACUGUGUGGAGGUGGCGCUCGAAAUGCGCCCGCGCAGCCUUCGACGCCUCACACUCUGCGCGUUCUUCAGCAUGACUAUCUGCGGCUUAUUGUACUUCGUUACUGGGCUCUUUGGUUAUCUGGACUUUGGUGAAGUCGAGGGCUCGAUCUUGCUGAAGUACAACCCGCUGGAGCAGCCGCAGAUCUUUGUGAGCUAUAUUGGCGUGUUCAUCAAGAUCUGCGCCUCGUUUGGGCUCCUCAACAAUGCCUGCCGCAGUGCCCUGUUCCCUCUAAUUGGGUGGGAUCCGUACACCGUUGCCUACUGGAAGUAUCUCAUCGGAGCCGUCCUGCUUGCGGUGCUGGAUCUCAUGCUGGGCCUGUUUGUGCCGAAUGUUACCAUGGUUUUGGGCUUCACCGGCGGCGUCUGUGGGGGAAGCGUGGGCUUUAUUCUUCCCGCGUUGUUCAUCAUGUACUCUGGAGGCUGGACGCUGCGCUCCGUCGGCAUCGUGAACUACACAUGCACGUACCUCGUGUUGUUUGCCGGUGUUGUCGGCGUGGUGUUUGGAACUGCCGCCACGAUCUACAGUGCGGUGGGCGGCUAAUGAUAUGAAGCGGGGCAGAAUCGAUAAGAUGAAAAACGAGAGAGUAAUAAUAAUAAUAACAAAUGAUUUAUAUGGUUUUAGUUACUCUGCAACAGUUGUUGCUGACGUAACGUUUCUAUUUUUUCUUUUUUUUCAUCUCUUUCUGUUUCCUUGUUAAAGACAAAGGUCUUUUUGUUCUCAAACCUGGAGGCUGCACAGCGCCUCACGGCACUCCGUUUUUAUUUCUGUUUUUUGCUUUUUGUAUUUUCACCGAUUGAACCUCAAAAUACCGUCAAACCCACUACCCUUUCAGCAAUAUCUUUCUACUUCCUUUAUCUCGUCUUGAGCAAAAAGGAUAGAAACCGACGUCUGAGGGUUGGUUGCCACAAUCGAUAAUGCGCUCAAAUGUCAGUAUUUAUCGAGCUGUGAAGUUGACAUGUGCUCUCCUUUUACAACAUUUUUUUUCUAUCAAAACUGAAACCAGAAAAACUAUUAUUUUAUUGUUUUCCCUUUUAAA